Molecule: messenger RNA, 1599 nt
Organism: Cariama cristata (Red-legged seriema)
Lineage: Eukaryota; Metazoa; Chordata; Aves; Cariamiformes; Cariamidae
Gene: ADAMTS15
Product: ADAM metallopeptidase with thrombospondin type 1 motif, 15
Biological process (GO): extracellular matrix organization
Cellular component (GO): extracellular matrix
Molecular function (GO): metalloendopeptidase activity
Source: RefSeq, a predicted model, not a curated record
UUCCUCGACAGCGGCCACGGAGAUUGUUUGCUGGACCAGCCUGCCAAACCCAUCCCGCUGCCUGAAGACCUGCCGGGGACGAGCUACAGCCUGAACCAGCAAUGCGAGCUGGCCUUCGGCGUGGGCUCCAAGCCCUGCCCGUACAUGCAGUACUGUGCCAAGCUCUGGUGCACGGGCAAAGCGCGGGGGCAGAUCGUCUGCCAAACCCGUCACUUCCCCUGGGCGGACGGCACCGGCUGCGGCGAGGGACGCUUCUGCUUGAAGGGUGCCUGCGUUGAGAGGCAUAACAUCAGUAAGUACAGGGUGGACGGCGGCUGGGCGAAGUGGGCACCCUAUGGGCAGUGCUCACGGACGUGCGGUGGUGGGGUGCAGCUGGCCAAGCGGGAAUGCACCGACCCAGUGCCUGCCAACGGCGGAUCCUACUGCGAGGGCAUCCGUGUCAAGUACCGCUCGUGCAACCUGGACCCUUGCUCUGCUGCAGUGCCGGGGAAGAGCUUUCGCGAGGAGCAGUGUGAGGCUUUCAACGGUAACAACCGCCUCACCGCCUCCGUCUCCUGGGUCCCCAAAUACUCCGGCGUCUCGCCCCGGGAUAAAUGCAAGCUCAUCUGCCGGGCUAACGGUACCGGUUACUUCUACGUGCUGGCACCCAAGGUUGUGGAUGGCACCCCUUGCUCCCCAGACUCCACCUCGGUCUGCGUCCAGGGCAAAUGCAUCAAAGCGGGCUGCGAUGGGAAGCUGGGCUCCAAGAAGAAGUUUGAUAAAUGCAGCGUCUGUGGAGGAGAUAACAAGAGCUGCAAGAAGGUCUCAGGCUUGUUCACCAAACCCAUGCACGGCUACAAUUUCGUGGUGGUCAUCCCCGCGGGUGCCUCCAACAUCGACAUCAGGCAGCGGGGCUACAAAGGGCUGAUCAGCGACGACAACUACCUGGCGUUGAAAAACGGGCAGGGCAAGUACCUCCACUUCAUCGUCUCUGCCGUGGAGAGGGACCUGAUGGUGAAGGGCAGCGUCUUGCGGUACAGCGGCACCGGCACCGCCGUCGAGAGCCUCCAAGCCUUCAAGCCUAUCCAGGAACCCCUGACUUUGGAGGUGCUCUCCGUGGGGAAGAUGACCCCUCCUCGGGUACGCUACUCCUUCUACCUCCCCAAGGAGAGCAAGGAGGACAAGUCCUCCUACAAGAAAGAGGGCAAGACCCCACCGGACCUCAACAACAGCGUUCUCAGCCUUUCCAACCGCUUGGACGGUGGGAGACCGAGCUACAAACGUCCCUCCUACAAGUGGGCGGCGGGUGGCUGGGAGGCUUGCUCCGUCACCUGCGUCGAUGGGUUGCAGAAGCGUUUGGUGGCUUGUCGUGACUCCUACGGCCAACCGGCCGCCGAAUGCGAUGCGGCACAGCGACCGGCUGAUGUUCGGUUGUGCGGAGAGCCCUGCCCGACGUGGGAAGCUGGACCUUGGUCUCCCUGUUCCAAAAGCUGCGGUCGGGGUUUCAAGAGACGAGCGUUGAAGUGUUCGGUCCCACCUGGGCGCCUGCUGCCCCGGGAGAGUUGCAAUUUUCGGAGGAAGCCACAGGAGCUGGAUUUUUGCACCUUGAGGCCGUGCUGA